AUGCCCUCUCCCAUUCCCCAGCCAAAGGGUCUCCCUAUUCUUGGGAACUUGUUUGAUCUGGAUGGCAACAAUCCAUGGGGCUCGUUUAAUAAGUUGGCUGCUCAGUAUCGCCCCAUCUUCAAAAUCAGCAUUCUCGGCCAUGAAAUCGUCUUCGUGACCGGCGCCGCCCUUCUGGAGGAAAUCUGCGAUGAAACGCGGUUCCGGAAAUGCGUCGCGGGUCCGAUUGUUGAGAUCCGGGCUGCCGUGCACGACAGUCUCUUUACAGCGUACCACAGCGAGAUGGAGGCCUGGGGGGUUGCGCACCGCAUCAUGAGUCCCAUGGUCUCGGCGGAAGCCAUCGAGCAGAUCUUCGGCGAUCUCCUCGAGAGCACGGACGACCUGAUUGCGAAAUGGACCGCGACGCCCCGGCAGCGCGUCGACAUCGUCAACGACCUCGAUCGGAACAACCACAUCGCCAACAUGAGUGCGUUCUUCCACCAGCGGCUCCGCUGCCAGGAGGGACCCGAGCCGGCCAUCAUCGCAGCCAUGCAGGACGCAACCACCGAGUCCAUGCGGCGCACCAGCCGGCCCAAGUUCCUGACCUGGCUCUUCUACCAGCGGAAAUGGGACGCGGACAUCCGGAUCAUGCGCGACUACUGCGCGGAUAUCGUCGCCACACGGCGCGCCGCCGCUAGCGAGGAGGAGGAGGAGGAGCAGCAGCAACCGCCGCCCAAGGACAUCCUCCAUGCGCUCCUGCACGGCACGGACCCGCAAACAGGCAAGUCCCUCACGGAAAGCCAGGUGCUCGACGAAAUCAUCAACCUCUUCAUCGGCAGCGCGACGGCGCCGAACCUCGUGGCCUUCGCCCUUUACUACCUGCUGAAGAACCCGCAGGAAAUCGAACACGCGCGCCAGGAGAUCGACGCGGUUGUUGGUGGAGCCGGCGGACCCCUCACGCACGCCCACCUGGCGGCGCAGCUCCCCUACUGCGAGGCAAUCCUCCGCGAGACCCUGCGUCUCUCGGCCCCGGCGCCCGGGUUCAACAUCGAACCCAUCCCGUCGCCAUCAGGGACCCAAGAGCUGCCGCCGCCGCCGGUCCUCCUCGCCGGCGGCGAAUAUCAAGUCCCGCGCACGCAGCCGCUGAUUGCGCUCUUGACGGCGGUGAACCGCGACCCGGCGGUGUUUGACGAUCCCGAGGCCUUCCGGCCCGCGCGCAUGGUCGGGGAGAAGUACGCCCAGCUGCCGGCCGGGGUGAAGAAGGGGUUCGGGAACGGGACGCGGGCGUGUUUCGGCACGCGGUAUGCGUGGACAUGGUCGCUGUUGUGUCUGGUGCGGGUGCUGCAGGAGGUGGAUUUGGAGCUGGCCGAUGCGAGCUAUGAGGUUACGACCGAGGGCCGGAAUUAUAACGGGGCGUUUAGUACGCGGCCGGUUGGGUUUUUUGCUGUUGCUUCUGCACGGAAGUAG
This is a messenger RNA of Aspergillus ochraceoroseus IBT 24754, 1443 nucleotides long. RefSeq names its product putative cytochrome P450. The transcript is spliced from 2 exons. The record is from RefSeq and is a predicted model, not a curated record. Gene Ontology annotation, molecular function: oxidoreductase activity, acting on paired donors, with incorporation or reduction of molecular oxygen; iron ion binding; heme binding. The coding region runs from base 1 to 1443 and encodes 480 amino acids. NCBI's taxonomy places the organism in Eukaryota, Fungi, Ascomycota, Eurotiomycetes, Eurotiales, Aspergillaceae.